This is a messenger RNA of Arabidopsis lyrata subsp. lyrata, 953 nucleotides long. RefSeq names its product U1 small nuclear ribonucleoprotein A. Gene Ontology annotation, biological process: mRNA splicing, via spliceosome. Lineage: Eukaryota; Viridiplantae; Streptophyta; Magnoliopsida; Brassicales; Brassicaceae. Gene Ontology annotation, cellular component: U1 snRNP. Gene Ontology annotation, molecular function: U1 snRNA binding. The coding region runs from base 50 to 799 and encodes 249 amino acids. The transcript is spliced from 5 exons. The record is from RefSeq and is a predicted model, not a curated record.
CCCUUGCUUAUUUUUCUUCCGCUUUGGCAAAAUUCGACGGAGAAAUUCGAUGGAGAUGCAAGAGGCUAAUCAAGGAGGAGGAUCGGAGGUUUCUCCGAAUCAGACGAUUUACAUCAACAAUCUCAACGAAAAAGUGAAGAUCGAUGAGCUGAAGAAAUCGCUGAAUGCUGUGUUCUCUCAGUUCGGGAAGAUACUGGAGAUAUUGGCGUUCAAGACGUUGAAGCACAAAGGACAAGCUUGGGUAGUCUUCGACAACGCCGACUCUGCUUCCACUGCUAUUGCUAAAAUGAAUGAUUUUCCUUUCUACGAUAAGAACAUGAGAAUACAAUAUGCCAAAACAAAAUCAGAUGUUGUUGCCAAGGCCGAUGGUACAUUUGUUCCUCGCGAGAAGAGAAAGAGACAUGAGGAGAAAGGAGGCAAGAAAAAGAAAGACCACCACCAUGAUUCUACACAAAUGGGCAUGGCCACGAACUCAGCAUAUCCAGGUGUCUAUGGAGCUGCACCUCCUCUUUCGCAAGUACCGUACCCUGGUGGUGUGAAACCCAAUCUGCCCGAGGCACCAGCUCCUCCAAAUAACAUUCUCUUUGUCCAAAACCUUCCUCACGAGACAACUCCAAUGGUGCUUCAGAUGCUGUUCUACCAGUACCAAGGGUUUAAGGAAGUUAGGAUGGUUGAAGCCAAACCGGGAAUCGCCUUUGUGGAGUUUGCUGAUGAGAUGCAGUCAACGGUCGCAAUGCAGGGACUUCAAGGUUUCAAGAUUCAGCAAAACCAGAUGCUCAUCACGUACGCCAAGAAAUAGACAAAUUUCGUUUGAUCUGUCAGUGUUACUUCUUCCAUGGUUUGCGCAAGAAGGACACUUAUCUUUCUUGUGUGUUUGUUGUAGAAUUUUCUUAGAAUAUUACACAAUUAUCUAACUUACAAUUUUUUCAUCUAAACAAUAAGCGUCUCGAUUU